AUGAACCAACCCUGCACCAGACCCUCCCCAACACUAGCACCAAAGACGUUUCUCUAUUGCCCACCCUCUUACGCGCCUCCAUGCACUGUUACCUUCUCGACAAUGAACAAGAGCACAAAACAAGAACAUCUGGACUCCGUGUUCAAGCAAAAACGAGCGCUCCGAUCCAGGGUCCGCAAGGCCCUCAAGACUAUGGAGCUCGAACUCAGAUCCCAAGAAGACAAUGCCAUUCAGAGUAUUAUUUUGGAAUCUCCAUGGUUUAAAUCUAGUAGGAGAUUGUGUGCCUAUAUAAGCUGCAGUGCUUUGCGGGAAGUUGACACAUCAAAAUUGCUAUUUGAAACUCUAUCAAAUCCAACUGGAGGUAUGGCCACACACACAGGAAAAAUACUGUAUGUUCCACGCGUGGAGGACAAGAAUUGUCACAUGCGCAUGCUGAAAAUCUCAUGUAUUGAUGAUCUUGUUGCAAAUUCAAUGGACAUCCUAGAACCAGCUCCAGUGGAUAGUGAUGGAAACAAAUGUGAAGAUGUUAUGCUAGCAAAUGAGCCAGUUGAUUUGUUCCUCUUGCCUGGACUAGCAUUUGACAGAUCUGGAAGGCGCCUGGGUCGUGGUGGAGGUUAUUAUGAUACCUUCCUGAAGAAAUACCAAGAGCUUGCAAAGGCAAGGGAUGAUACCGUCAUUGGCAUUCCUGUUGACCCUAAAGGGGCCCGCGAGUGCAUGGUUUGGAUCACUAGCACCCAAAUCAGUGGACAGCUUCGGCGAGCUAGCCAGACUGUUCCGAACCCAAUUCAUGUCAAGUUAGAGGAGGCGGUGCCCGGCCGCAUACCUCUUCAUUAUCAAAGAAAUGGAGGACGAGAACCUAAAAUCCUACCUGUCCCGAUUCAAUAA
Molecule: messenger RNA, 885 nt
Organism: Juglans regia (Persian walnut)
Lineage: Eukaryota; Viridiplantae; Streptophyta; Magnoliopsida; Fagales; Juglandaceae
Product: 5-formyltetrahydrofolate cyclo-ligase, mitochondrial-like
Exons: 7
Coding region: 1-885 (294 amino acids)
Biological process (GO): folic acid-containing compound biosynthetic process; tetrahydrofolate interconversion
Cellular component (GO): mitochondrion
Molecular function (GO): 5-formyltetrahydrofolate cyclo-ligase activity
Source: RefSeq, a predicted model, not a curated record